UCUACCGUAGGGCUACAAAAAUGACAUAGUAACAAGAAAGGAAUGGAUUUACACCAUUUUGUCUCAUUCUCCGGGGCCUGCGCCAUUCCUCCUCCCUUGACCCCAUAAAGCUCACUCAGAAAACGUCGGUUAAACCCACGCAAACGGCACUUUAUUAGAAAUGUAACGCCUGCUCUCCUGAAGAAGCUGCGCUGGGGAGCACCAAGGAUCGGGUGGAAAAGACUCCACCACCAAUUAGAAAACGAUUACUGCCAGCAAGCGGGCCUCGCCGCCAGGGACCCCCGCCGCCAGCGACCCCGGUGGGGACAGCACCCCCGGCCCCGCUCAAGGAGCGGAGCGGCCGGCCCCGGCGGCCCUGCGCCUCCCCCGCCCCCGCGCCUCGGCGUCUGACGUCCAGCGCGUCGGCCGCCGCGGAGCAGCGAGGGCAGCGGGGCGGCCGCGGAAGGGGUGUGAAGAGAAAAAAAAAAAAAAUGACACUCCAAUGGACGGCGGUUGCAACCUUUCUUUAUGCUGAAAUAGGACUCAUUUUAAUCUUCUGUCUGCCUUUUAUUCCUCCCCAGAGAUGGCGGAAGAUUUUUUCAUUUCACGUCUGGGGUAAAAUUGCAACUUUUUGGAACAAGGUUUUCCUUACUAUUAUAGUCCUCUUGAUUGUUCUGUUUUUAGAUGCUGUGAGAGAAAUACGAAAAUAUUCCUAUGCUCAUGCCAUUGAGAAGAGCUCAAUCAGCAGACCUAGUGCCUAUGAACAUACGCAGAUGAAACUUUUUAGGUCUCAAAGAAAUCUUUACAUUUCUGGAUUUUCGCUAUUUUUUUGGCUAGUGUUGAGACGUCUGGUUACCCUCAUUACUCAACUAGCAAAAGAACUGUCAACCAAAGGAGCACUUAAAACUCAAACAGAAAAUACUAACAUGGCUGCCAGAAAAUUCAUGGAAGAGAAUGAAAAACUAAAACGGCUAUUGAAAACCUAUGGCAAGGGAGAGCAACAUAUGUUGGAAGCAGAAAAUAAGAAACUAGUAGAAGACCAGGAAAAACUGAAGACUGAAUUAAAGAAGACUUCAGAUGCUCUUUCUAAGGCACAAAAUGACGUGAUGACAAUGAAGAUGCAAUCAGAGAGACUUUCAAAAGAAUACGAUCGACUCCUGAAGGAACAUGCAGAACUUCAGGAUCGUGUAGAAAAAGGCAAGAAAGACCUGUGAACUUUGUGAAAGAAGAUUGUGAUAUACUGUGUCAAGAUGAUUCAUUGGUUGUCAUGUUAGCCUCUAAGAAAUUUACAGUUCAGUUCAGAAAAAUGCACUGUAUAUGACCAGCCAAUAAUUCUUUUAACACCACACAUAGGCUGUAUGGUAAUGGCAUUGUCACAGUAUUUGAUGAUGUUUCAGAUAUAUUGUAAAGUCUGUAUUCCAGCUCUUAAGAAA
Loxodonta africana (African savanna elephant) is the source of this 1412-nucleotide messenger RNA. Its product is annotated as B cell receptor associated protein 29. NCBI's taxonomy places the organism in Eukaryota, Metazoa, Chordata, Mammalia, Proboscidea, Elephantidae. Gene Ontology annotation, biological process: intracellular protein transport; endoplasmic reticulum to Golgi vesicle-mediated transport. Bases 471 to 1193 code for a protein of 240 amino acids. Gene Ontology annotation, cellular component: endoplasmic reticulum membrane; endoplasmic reticulum. The record is from RefSeq and is a predicted model, not a curated record. The transcript is spliced from 8 exons.